This is a messenger RNA of Durio zibethinus, 1793 nucleotides long. RefSeq names its product shikimate kinase 1, chloroplastic-like. Gene Ontology annotation, molecular function: shikimate kinase activity. Gene Ontology annotation, cellular component: chloroplast; cytosol. NCBI's taxonomy places the organism in Eukaryota, Viridiplantae, Streptophyta, Magnoliopsida, Malvales, Malvaceae. The record is from RefSeq and is a predicted model, not a curated record.
CUCGCGUUGCCGCAGCUUGGUUGGUGGGACUGGGAAUGCGCUGCCUCCACAUCAUCACUCCCACUCUAUGUAUUUUUGUAAACAAAAAAAAACUCCAAAAUCUAAUUUAAAAAUGCAUCCAUGCCAGAAAAAAAAAAAAAAACAAAUUGCAUAUAGAAAAAUAUGAAUAAAUAUGCAAAAAUAAUAAAAUAGCGCUUACCGCUUAACAGAGAGUGAGACAGCAUUGCGCUUGACAAUUUCUCUUUAUUAAUUUUUCUGAGUGAAAGGAAAACUGAUUUGAUUGAAUCAACAGCGGUUGGAGGUUGAGAAUGGAGGCAGGAGUUGCAUGCAAGUUAAAGUAUCCGACAUGGACUGAGUCGGAAAGGUUUGGUAGAAAACCACCCAGUUCUUUGCGGUUCGCUUGGAGAUUAAGGGAAGACCAGAAGGUUCGGGUGGUUGUUUCGGCUCACUUUCCGGUUCAGACAUCAUCUAAUCGCCAUAGAUCGCUUUCUUUCGAGGUUUCCUGCUCUUCUUAUAACAACUUUCCAGCUUCAACAUUGGAAACUGGAAGCUUUCGUGCGCCUUAUGAUGAAGCUUUAAAGUUAGAGAAUAAGUCACAAGAGAUUGAGCCUUAUUUAAAUGGGCACAGUAUAUAUCUUGUUGGGUUGAUGGGCUCUGGAAAAACAACAGUGGGAAAAAUUCUGUCUCAUGUACUCAGUUAUUCAUUUUAUGACAGUGAUGCAUUGAUUGAGGAGGAGGUAAAUGGAAUGUCUGUAGCUGAAAUGUUUAAUCUUCACGGGGAGAGUUUCUUCAGAAAAAAGGAGACUGAAAUAUUGCGGAGGCUCUCUUCAAAGAAACAACUUGUUGUUUCUACUGGCGGAGGUGCAGUUGUACAAGAUGAGAACUGGGACUAUAUGCAGAAGAAGGGGAUUAGUGUCUGGUUAGAUGUACCUUUGGAAGCCUUGGCACAGAGAAUUGCUGCAGUAGGUACCCAUUCUCGCCCCCUUUUGCAUUAUGAACCUGGCGAUCCAUAUACAAAGGCUUUGAAGCGUCUGUCUUAUCUUCUGGAACAGAGGGGUAAAAAUUAUGCUAAAGCAAAUGCCAGGGUUUCCUUGGAAGAAAUUGCAGGCAAACUAGGUUGUGGAGAUGUGUCAGAUCUUACUCCAACAGAGAUUGCAAUUGAGGCAUUGGAACAAAUUGAAGGGUACCUAAGGAAGGAAGGUGGCAUGACCAUUGUAGGAUUAUAGUUUUGACAAAGCUCUAAAUAUGUUACUUGAAUUUCAUGUUAGUUGUAGCAUAGCAUGUCAAAUGUUCCUCGUUCUUUUCGGUGACCACUGUACCUUGUAGUGUAUUUGUUUACACAAAUAAGUUGUGAAAUUCCCCACGUAUUGUGCUAUUGACAUGAUGCUGAUUCACGAUACGUAGUUUCAUUGAGGCAGACAUUCUAACUACAUUUUGCAUACUUAGUUACCAAACGCUGUAAAAACUGGGCUCCGAGAAAAACGUUGACCAGCGAUUGUCCGUUGAACUUUAGCUAAUGGACAUGCUGGAAAACCAUUUUUCUCCCCUGCCGUCUGAUUUUCAUGGAUGGUAUGUGCACAUAGCCUCCAGCUUCUCUAAUACUUUGUUUGAUAUGAGAGAAAAACAAAAAUUGAUGUUAUGAUAGACUUUUCCAUUAGCAUCAUAUAAUAUGGUCAAUUACACUGAAGGACACAAGGCCUCGAGAACUAAAAAAAAGCCACCGAGGCUUUGGUUUAGUGUCGAAAGCGAAGUUUUAGAAGUAUGAGAUUUUAGAUUUUAAAGUUUAUUGUGUG